AUGUGUACAAUUUUUCGUCUCGGUGUUACACUAACCGUACUUCUAAUUUUUUCUAAGUUAUUAUUACCAUGUUCUGCUCAACCACCACAAGGUCCUAUACCUGUUCCUCCUAGUUCUUUAGGAACUUACACUGAUGGAACUAUUUUAUUCGCUACUGGCGAUGUAAAGUCACCGGGGCUUUCGAAGAGAUCCUUCAAUUCUAAUUUUGCUAGUCAGCUUAAAAUUACGCUUCAUUUCCUUAAUACAAAUGGAGAAUUUAAACAUAUUGAUGUUUCAUGUAAUUGCGAUGAAUUGCUUGAUAUACGUCCAUUAAAUCCAAAUUAUUUACUAUUAUUAACAAGAGAUAUUCCUACUUCUCGUAAUUUAACUGUAAAGAUAAUGGAUUGGACGAAUAAGAUAUUAAGUAAUGUGAGUACAAAUGCACAAAUUCAAGCUAUUGGUACAAGUAUGAAUGGUACAAGAUUUUUUGUAGCUGGAAUAAAUGCCACACAACUUUUAUGCAUUGAAUACGCUAUCAAUGAUAAUGAACAAAUAGUCGAUGGAAGAAUAAAUAAAAGUAUAGAAAUUCCUGUAUCGUUGACAAUCAAUCAAAUCGUCUCAUUAGAUUAUAAAUCAUGGGGAAUUAUAUUUAAGGAAACAUUAGAUGCGGAUUAUUAUAAUUAUCGGCUUUUAAUUAUUUCACCUGAAACCGAAAAUCCAACACCCAUAAUAUUAAAUAAAGAUAGAAUUUCCAGUAUUUUAUCACAAAUUGCUUGUGCUGCUAAUAAAAAUUUUCAAUAUUAUUGCUUAUUUACAAGUUAUAAUGAUUUAUUAUUGGUUAAUAUACACAAUAAUUUAACAAAUCAAACCAAUUUAUUCCAGUCCAUUUGUUUUGAUUCCGCUAAAGUUUAUACCAUGCCGAAUAUUGGCUUUUUAGUAGAAGUUAAAACUCGUGCAUACAUCAAAUAUAUUGUAUUGAAUAUUGAUAUUGAUUAUGGAGAUCCAAACAAUGCUUUUGGAGAAUCGGUAGUAAAUAAUAAUCAAGACGAUAUCGAUAUUGACCCUUUUAUGCUUCCGAAUAAUACAAUUGUACGUAUAUUAAAAAAAGAUAAUGAGUAUAAUUUUUUAUCUAAAGGAUCGUCCAUACCUAAGAAAAAUCAAGAAAAUGGUUCAUAUGGUUUAUUCAAUAAUACUCAUAUUAAAGAAACUUAUCCAUCAGAUAAUGAAUUGAUUCCUGUUGGCACUGAUAAAAUUAAAUUAACAUUUAUUCACACUGUUGAUCUAACAGCUGCUGUUGAUAUCUCAAUCCAUCUAGAAUCUGAUGGUAGAUAUUUUUUGCGUCAAACACUUUUAUGUACGGAUCAAUAUUGUGAGAUAGGCGAUAAUGGUUAUUCACUUACCAUUAAUUUACUUGAUAUUACUUUUAAUACACCAAAUGCUGAUUAG
Molecule: messenger RNA, 1425 nt
Organism: Rhizophagus irregularis DAOM 181602=DAOM 197198
Lineage: Eukaryota; Fungi; Glomeromycota; Glomeromycetes; Glomerales; Glomeraceae
Source: RefSeq, a predicted model, not a curated record